Molecule: messenger RNA, 348 nt
Organism: Penicillium paradoxum
Lineage: Eukaryota; Fungi; Ascomycota; Eurotiomycetes; Eurotiales; Aspergillaceae
Exons: 2
Source: RefSeq, a predicted model, not a curated record
ACAUUGAGCCGACUCCCGAUACUCCCUCCUCGCACUCCAUGGAAGAAGCUUUAUCCAAUUGAUAGCACAAAGAGCCAUGAGAUCGGAAUAUCCGACUGUAGAGUCCCUUCCAACCCAGAACAGCAAGACGGACUAUGGCUUCCGGAACUGCCACACCCAGAGAAGACACUACAUGAUUCUCGAAAUGGAUAUCAUCGCAGUCUUUGGCUGCCUCUGAUUCUUCGCCAAAUACCCAAGACAGCAGACGAUCGGCAAUGCCAAUGUCCUCUAUACAGUUCCUCAGAUCAAAUGCAUCCUGGGUUCUCUGCAAUAACUUUCCUCGGUGGCAUGAAAGAAUACUCCACAUAA